Gloeophyllum trabeum ATCC 11539 is the source of this 891-nucleotide messenger RNA. RefSeq lists its product as uncharacterized. Lineage: Eukaryota; Fungi; Basidiomycota; Agaricomycetes; Gloeophyllales; Gloeophyllaceae. The transcript has 3 exons. The record is from RefSeq and is a predicted model, not a curated record. Bases 1 to 891 code for a protein of 296 amino acids.
AUGGAUAGACUCGCGACCUGCCCUCUGUUGGGCCCUGUUUGGCGCACCUUACGUAUUACGUAUUACCCCCGCCUUCCUCUUUUGGGCCCCCUCCCCGGUCGCCAGCCUGCUCGUUCAGCCCGCUGCGCGCUGCACUCGACCCCAAAUCUGACCGGGCCAUCCCACCAACAGCCCCCGCCGCCGGGCCCGCCCUGCCUAUCCGGGCGCCGCGCCGUCGCCCCGGGCCCCUGCACCUAUCUGGGCGAUCAUCCCAGCCCGCGUCCCACGGCGCACGACGGCCCUCCCCGCACUCGUCAUCCGGGUUAUCGCCAGUUACCCCCGUCCAUCUAUGAAAUGCCCCCGGCGCGCCUUACGUCGCUCGAGCAGCCGUCCACACGCUGUUUGCGCGGCGAAGCGUCACUCGGCGUAAACGCAAACCCAGAUCUCCCUGGCUUAGCUAGUCCCAGCACCGUGCGCGGUCCCCUGACCCCUCAACGAGGAUACGGUCGGGCGUCGGGGCGCGCGAAGUUUCUCAUUGUCUACGCCCCGGAAGGCGAGGACGAAUCCGUGCCGGGUGGUAGGCGCAAGCAUGAAGUCGCCCUCGUCGAACUCGAACGCGAGCAACCGCUGCACACAAGUACGAAUUCAGACGAGAGACACCGUGGCGAACUCGAGAACCGGGGGAAUCCGAACGGGGAAGAAACCCCUGACCUCGCGUCCUUCCGCUCACUUAACCUCCGGGGUAUGGAGCGCCCCCUCCUUCUAGCGGCGAAAUGUGACCUGCAGCAGCAAACCGGUCCACCAACCCGAUUCCUGUGCGCACUCGGGCUCGUGUUUAUCUCGAAUGGCUUCGCGCCCCACCGCGCUCCACACCACGGGCGGGUAGGGCAGGACAGGGUACAGCGGGCUUGA